Messenger RNA from Acanthisitta chloris (rifleman), 853 nucleotides. It is a transcript of the gene DECR2, whose product is annotated as 2,4-dienoyl CoA reductase 2, peroxisomal. The transcript has 6 exons. Lineage: Eukaryota; Metazoa; Chordata; Aves; Passeriformes; Acanthisittidae. Gene Ontology annotation, molecular function: 2,4-dienoyl-CoA reductase (NADPH) activity. The annotation marks the transcript as partial. The record is from RefSeq and is a predicted model, not a curated record. Gene Ontology annotation, biological process: fatty acid catabolic process.
GGCCAGCGCUGCCCCAGGUCUCUGCGUCGCUGUGGUUCUCCCGUUGGUGCUGGGGCAGCAGUGGUCCCUGCAGGGUGUCCGGAGCUCCCGGCGCUGCCUCGCUCGGCUCUCCAGCCCUUCCCUGCAGGCACGGCUCACCGUCAUCGCCAGCCGCAGCCUGGAGCGAGUGGUCGAGGCCUCUAAAAAGCUGGUGGCAGCCACAGGGCAGCAGUGCCUCCCUCUGUCCAUAGAUGUCAGACAGCCCCAGACCAUCGCGGCGGCAGUGGAUGAGGCACUGAAGAAGUUCCAAAGGAUUGACAUCCUCAUUAAUGGUGCUGCAGGAAACUUCCUGUGCCCAGCCAGUGCCCUGUCCUUCAACGCCUUCAAGACAGUGAUAGACAUCGACACCAUUGGCACCUUCAACACCUCCAAAGUGCUCUUUGAGAAGUAUUUCCGAGACCACGGUGGGGUCAUUGUCAACAUCACAGCCACCCUGAGCUACCGAGGGCAGGCCCUGCAGGUGCAUGCUGGUGCUGCCAAGGCUGCCAUAGAUGCUAUGACCCGACACCUGGCUGUGGAGUGGGGACCCAACAACGUCCGAGUGAACAGCUUGGCCCCAGGGCCCAUCACAGGCACCGAGGGCUUCCGGAGGCUGGGUGGGAGGUUUGCGGAGGCAGCGCAGCAGUUCGCCGUGAUCCCCCUGCAGCGCGCGGGGAACAAGACGGAGAUCGCCCACAGCACACUGUACCUGGCGAGUCCCCUCUCCUCCUACGUGACAGGCACCACCCUGGUCGUGGACGGUGGGAGCUGGCUAACCUCUCCCAACAACUUUGCUGCCUUGCUGGGUAUUGCCUCAUCCUCUGCUAAACUCUAG